CGUCAUAAUAGAUUGAAAUCUGGAAUCAGUUAUUCCAAAUUCUCAUCUGUUAAAAGAUGGACAUUUGGAAUUUGAAGGUCACAAGUAGGGUAAACUGUGGAGCACUCAAAGUGAUUAGAGAAGCACCCAUGAGCAUCUGUUUUCUGUUCACCUUUCACCAGUUUGUGAAGCCCAGACGACAUGUCCAUGUGCCCAAAACACCCUGGCAGCAAGUCCCCGUGGUGCUCAGAGACCGACACCGAGCCCACCGCCAAGUUCCCGCGUGGGCCCGAGCCCGAGCCCACCGAUGAGACCAAGUCCACCAAGAAGUCCGCUGUGGGGAUCCGGACCGAGCCCUCAAAAGGAUCCCCUCCGGGGACCCAGACCGACACCGAGCCCACCGCCAAGUUCCCGCGUGGGCCCGAGCCCGAGCCCGAGCCCGAGCCCGAGCCCGAGCCCGAGCCCGAGCCCAAGCCCACCGAUGAGACCAAGUCCACCAACAAGUCCGCUGUGGGGAUCCAGACCGAGCCCUCCAAAGAAUACCCUCCGGGGACCCAGACCGAGCCCUACGAUGAAUAUCUCCUGGGGACCAAGACCACCGAUGAAUCCCUCCUGGGGACCCAAACCGAGCCCUCCGAUGAAUCCCCUCAGGGGACCCAGACCGAGCCCUCCGAUGAAUCCCCUCCGGGGACCCAGACCGAGCCCUCCGAUGAAUCCCUCCUGGGGACCCAGACCGAGCCCUCCGAUUAAUAUCUCCUGGGGACCAAGACCACCGACGAAUCCCUCCUGGGGACCCAGACCGAGCCCUCCGAUGAAUCCCUCCUGGGGACCCAGACCGAGCCCUCCGAUUAAUAUCUCCUGGGGACCAAGACCACCGAUGAAUCCCUCCUGGGGACCCAGACCGAGCCCUCCGAUGAAUCCCUCCUGGGGACUCAGACUGAUAAAGGGUCCCAGUUCAAGAGAGCCAGAGCCAGACCCAAGACGACCACCGGGUGUCUGCCAGUCGAACACUGGCCGACACUCAGGUGGCACGCCAGAGAAUGAGGUAUAAUGGUGAAGAAUGGUUGUUUGCAACCAUGUUUUUGGACAGUUUCAAGAGGAGGCUAUGUUCAUGUUUUACAAUUAAUCCAGUUUGAAAAUAAAGGUUCUGAGCAUUGAGUUCUGCGUACGAGUUUGAUUUUGACACAUAACAGUGUGACUCUGUCAAUAACUUCCAAAUUGUCAUCUAGUCCAUAAGUUGAGUUUGAUGAGAAUUUGGAAUAAUUCCAGAUUUCUAUCUAUUACAUGGUGGCGGGUCACAUGGUAAGUCAAAGGUCAAGUCGGCCAUAUUGUCAUCUCAUCACCACACGGUUGUGCACACACAGGUAAGUACCUCUCUUAAAACAAUGGUUUACAGCCCUCCAGGACGGUCAAAAGCCACUGGGAGUUUU
Messenger RNA from Seriola aureovittata, 1409 nucleotides. RefSeq names its product proline-rich protein 2-like. The coding region runs from base 287 to 1030 and encodes 247 amino acids. The record is from RefSeq and is a predicted model, not a curated record. NCBI's taxonomy places the organism in Eukaryota, Metazoa, Chordata, Actinopteri, Carangiformes, Carangidae. The transcript has a single exon.